Molecule: messenger RNA, 1009 nt
Organism: Carassius carassius (crucian carp)
Lineage: Eukaryota; Metazoa; Chordata; Actinopteri; Cypriniformes; Cyprinidae
Gene: pmvk
Product: phosphomevalonate kinase
Exons: 5
Coding region: 20-628 (202 amino acids)
Biological process (GO): cholesterol biosynthetic process; isopentenyl diphosphate biosynthetic process, mevalonate pathway
Cellular component (GO): cytoplasm
Molecular function (GO): phosphomevalonate kinase activity
Source: RefSeq, a predicted model, not a curated record
UGUAGAGCAGUUCACAACCAUGACAUCUACACAACCGAGGAUCAUUCUUUUAUUCAGUGGGAAGCGAAAGUCAGGGAAGGACUAUGUGACAGAUUUAAUACAGAAAAGACUGACAGAAGAGAUGUGCUGCAUACUCAGACUGUCUGCUCCUCUCAAACAGCAGUAUGCUAAGGAUCAUAGUCUUGACUACGAGGAGCUGUUGGGUUCUGGUCAGUAUAAGGAGAGUUAUCGUGCUGACAUGAUCCGCUGGGGUGAGAUGAAGAGACACCAGGACUCCGGCUUCUUCUGUAGACUGGCCAUCAAACAUGCCACACAGCCCAUCUGGAUAAUCAGUGAUUGCAGAAGGAUGUCAGACGUGCAAUGGUUCCAUGAAGAGUUUCCUGAGAGAUGUAUCUGUGUUCGGGUGGAGGCUUCAGAGCAGACGAGAUCACAGAGGGGCUGGAGAUUCAACAAAGGUAUAGAUGACGCCGAGUCCGAGUGUGGUUUGGAUGAGGGUGUGAAGUUUGACUUUAUCAUUAGGAACGAUGGAGCUGAUGACGUUCUGGAGAAACAGCUGGAGGAUCUACUGUCUUUGAUCAAGUCACCGGAGGAGGAAUCAAACACACAGAAUAACAUUAAACCAGUAUAAUAAAAGUUGCUUUUUUGGUAUCAGUUCAUUUAUCAUGCUCAUUGAAGAACUUGCAAAAUCUUCUGUAUUUCAAUGGAUGGCUCUCAUCAUAAUUUACUCACCCUCUUUGUUUAGGCAUUCCUAAACAUCUCUUGUUAUUCUCUUUUUGUUACAAAAAAGAUCAUUCUUUGCCUAUAUGUUAUAAACAUAUAUAUCAUUUUGUAUAUACUCUAUUUUUGAUGAAUGAUGAUUAAAAAGUACCAUUAUGUUUGGUGCUUUCUGUGUACAAUAUUAAUGUAUUUAACUAUACAAAUGAAAAAUUCAAAUUUCAUCCUCGAAUUGCUGAGGGGUGAAAGAACUGUGACUGUUCUUGUUAAAAACACAUAAAAGUAGUCCAUAUGG